This is a messenger RNA of Oryzias melastigma (Indian medaka), 5448 nucleotides long. RefSeq names its product tubulin tyrosine ligase-like family, member 7 (gene ttll7). NCBI's taxonomy places the organism in Eukaryota, Metazoa, Chordata, Actinopteri, Beloniformes, Adrianichthyidae. Gene Ontology annotation, molecular function: tubulin-glutamic acid ligase activity; tubulin binding. Bases 908 to 3739 code for a protein of 943 amino acids. The transcript is spliced from 23 exons. Gene Ontology annotation, biological process: microtubule cytoskeleton organization; protein polyglutamylation. The record is from RefSeq and is a predicted model, not a curated record. Gene Ontology annotation, cellular component: cilium.
UCUGAGCAGAAUGGUCCCAGUAGCUGCAGGUUGUUUUUUAGCACCAUGGUCAGCGACACAGUUGCUAGGUAGCUACCCUGUGUUUGUACAUCUGCAAGUUAGAGGGGUUCUAGCUAACUCUGAUUUAUAAAAUUAAACCACUGUGUGAGAAUAAUAGCACAUUAUAGUGAUAUAAUAUUUAUAUGUUUUUAUUUUUUUUGUAACGGAUGAAUUAACUUGUAAUAGAUAUAUUAUUACAUCCCAUAGUAGUGCCUGAAUGCCACCUAAAUGAAAGCUUUUGUUCCACUCCCCCCCUUCAUUCGUGCCGAAUGGUUUUGCCCAUGGUCUCGCUCCAGUACUCUCAGCACACAGGAGGAACUGCAAUUUUUGCAGAUUUUCUUGUCUUUAAAUCAUUGUCAGAAUCCAGCUGUAAAAGCGGUGUACAAUAUAAACACUCAGUAGUCUUCGUGGUACUUCUGGCAGUGGGCUGCUUCUCACAAAUAGGCCCCAGAGCCUCUCCGUCGUCCGAAUGAGACCAGCCGGAGAGCUGCUCUGUCAGCGCCUGGAAGAAACAAGGAUUUCCCACCCCCUAUGGUCCACCCCUCCUCCAUCUCCUCUUGGGGCUCUAAAUAAGCUUGGAUUGUACAGCUCCUUCAGGAGUCCUCCCCCUCUUACACCUUCCCACCAUCGCCACGUUCUCUAAGUCCCCGUGCUCAAAGACUCCACUGCUAAUGCUGCUGAAGGGGGCUGCAGAGAUGCUCAGAUGAUCCAUCGGGCUGUUCUGAACCACAUUGUCCACACUGCCCUGGACAGAGAAGAGUAAUUAGUGUGGGAGACCCCCUUGGAGGGUGCUGUAGCACCCCGUGCAGCCUGCCCGCCUAGCUUGGCAAAAAGCUUAGCUUACCCCUUCACUCUUGUACCCCCUGAGAUGCCCUCCCCUCCAAAUGAUGGAGAGGAUCAAGGAGCAUCCCCCGUGAACGUGCCAUCUUCAGGUUCCUACCAGAGCAGCGGGAAGAGGAAGAUGCAUUCAAAAAAGAAGAAAGGCACCAUUUGUGCCAACGUCGCUGGCACUAAAUAUGAGAUUGUUCGCAUAGUCAUCAAUGAGAUGGACUUCAUCAAGGCACGUGAUGAUGAUGAGACUGCCAACCUCAUUUGGAACGACUCAGCGGUGCAGCAUGAAAAGAUUGCUGAGCUCAGGAACUAUCAGAGAAUAAACCAUUUCCCUGGCAUGGGUGAAAUUUGCCGGAAAGACUGCCUCGCGAGAAACAUGUCCAAAAUGAUCAAGUGCCAGCCUCAAGAGUACAGCUUCAUACCCAAAACCUGGAUCUUCCCCGCUGAAUACACUCAGUUACAGAAUUAUGUGAAAGAGCUACGCAGAAAACGCAAGCAAAAGACAUUUAUAGUCAAGCCUUCCAACGGGGCCAUGGGCCACGGGAUCUGGCUUAUCCGAAACUGUGAGAAGCUUCCUGCCCAGGAGCACUUUAUUGUCCAGGAGUACCUGGACAAGCCUUUUCUGAUGGAGGGCUACAAGUUUGACCUGCGCAUCUACAUCCUGGUCACUUCCUGCGACCCGCUUCGCAUUUUCCUUUACAACGACGGCCUGGUUCGCAUGGGCACGGAAAAGUACCAUGCGCCCAGUGAGGCCAACCUGAGCCAGCUCUAUAUGCACCUUACCAACUAUUCAGUCAACAAACAUAACGAGAACUUUGAGCGAGAUGAAACGGUGGACAAAGGCAGUAAAAGAUCCAUCAGCUGGUUCACUCAGUUCCUUCGGAGCAAUGACUAUGAUGUGGCCAAGUUCUGGGGGGACAUCUCGGAACUGGUGGUGAAAACGCUGAUAGUUGCUGAGCCCCACGUGCUGCACGCCUACCGAAUGUGCCGCCCCGGCCAGCCACCAGGGAGCGACAGCGUCUGCUUUGAGGUCCUGGGUUUUGACAUCAUUCUGGACCACAAACUCAAACCCUGGCUGUUGGAGAUCAAUCGAGCUCCGAGCUUUGCGACCGAUCAGAAGAUUGAUUACGACGUGAAGAAAGGGGCUCUGCUCAAUGCUCUAAAACUCCUAAACAUUAGGGCUAGUGAUAAGAAACGUAACCUAGCGCAGCAGAAGGCUGAGGCUCAGAGACGGCUCUACGGACACGGAUCUAUGAAGAAACUUUCAGCGGCUUCCUCGGACUGGGAGAAACAACGUCACACGCUGGAACGAAGAAGAGAAGAGCUGAAAGAGCAACUCGCUCAGGUUCGCAAGCAGUUUUCCAGGGAGCAACACGAAAAGCAACAUCUGGGGAAUUACAGACGUAUUUACCCCCCAGACGACAAGCUGCUGUUGGAAAAGUAUGAAAGCCUGCUCUCGGCCGCCUUUCAGACCUUCCUCGCUGGGCGAGCAGCCUCACUUCAAAAGGAAAUGAAUAAUCCUCUGAAACGAAUGAAGGAGGAAGACAUACUGGAUCUCCUGGAACAAUGUGAACUGGAUGAUGAGAAGCUUAUGGGCAAAUCCUCCAGGCAACGAGGCCCAAAGUCUUUAAGCGCCAUGCCAGAAUGCAGUCAGACGCCGAGGCGCCAACGACCGGACUACCUGGCUGAUUUCACCAGCUGCAGCAGUGUCGACAAUUCCUGCUCCUCUUCAGAUGAAGAGAUGGACGAGAGGAGGAAAACAGAAGGAGGUCGAGAGAAAAGAGGCGAGAAGAAGGUUUCCUAUGAUCUUGGCGAGAGCAAAGAGAAGAACUUUGUCGAGCGCUCAGGUCGCAUGCACUGGAAACCGUCAGUCAAGCCGUUCAAAAACAACACCGCUCCCUCUGUGUCGCCAACACUUUCUGGUCCAAUCAGACGCUCCAUUUCCUGCCCCCGCUCGAUAGCUUCCCUCUCAUCUCCCAGUGAGGUGCGAGCGUUGUCCAGCAGGCCCCCUCCCAUGGUCCCCAUAGCCACGCCCUUCAUCCGACCAGGCUCUGCAAUGCUGCGUUCUCAUUCACUGAGCCGGAGUGGCUAUGCCCCACGGGUACCUCACAGCAACAGCCUGGGGACCAUCCACUCCAAUAUAGGCGAUUCUCUGAUUCACUUGAGGAGUAAAGAACAGGAGGCUGAUCUGGUGCGUCAGACAUUGGCAGCGCUCACCGCCAUGCGGAUCAGAUUUCCAGGGAAAACCGAAGAGGAGGCCGAGGCUGUCCUGGAUGAGAUCCUUGACAACUGGAGAUACCAUAAACCAAAGGUGGCCUCUUAUUGGCUAGUCAAGCUGGACUCAACCAAACAAAGAAAGGUUUUGGAUAUCGUCCGCACUAAUGUCCGCUUAGCUCUGCAGCGGAUCUGGAGGGAGCCUGAUGUUGAGAGUCUCCACCUCUAUCGACUUUUUAACCGCGUUUUCAACAGGCUGCUGUGGAGUCACGGCCAGGGGCUGUGGAACUGCUUCUCCAACACCGGUUCAUCGUGGGAGACCAUCUUUAGCAAGAGCAGUGAGGUGGCAUCACCGCAGGAGCUGCAGUGCUGCCGCCGGCUGGUCCAGCUGUGCCGAGACUGCCUGUUGGUCGUCUACAAGUUUGUGUCUGAGUCCCGCGGCUCUUUGAGUGGACUCAGCCCUGAGUGGGAUGACACCAGCUUACCAUUUGCUGCUGGACCGGCCUCUACCCAUGGCUCCACUCCUGCUGCUGCUGCUUCCUCUUCUACCGUCUCUUCGCCCCCCGAUGCAGGUACUGGAACGCUGUUAGCAGGAGCUGCCUCACUGCUCUGUCUCGGUGGAAGGUGUCAUAGGAAGGUCCUGGAAAGAUACUGACGUCUAUGCCUUGGAAUGAUAGGUACAUGCUGCCAGUGACCUCCCAGUUCAUCAUCAAAUGGCCUUCGUCCAGUUCUGGCCACAUCUCCUCAGCCGUGCCAUGUUCCCGCAGCCUUUUGGCUGCCAGGACGGACCACUUCUGAGGUCACCAUGGUAGACCAACCCUGGCUACUGACACCUUACCUUUUGACCUCAACCCCCAUGCUCUCUGGCCAACCCAGAUUAAUAAUCCUGGUAUGGAUCUGAAUUUGGUGCAGCUAUUGACUCCAGAUGGGGUUUCAACCUUGCCCAGUCGCCUUUUGGAAGAUCAGCAAACCACUAUUGGAUGGUUUUGGUUCUGAAAGGUUGUUUAGUUUAUUUUAGUUUGCCCCAUUCAGACCAGCAGACAACAGAAAUCCUCUACCCCAACCAACCCCCUAACUUAUUGUUAUUUUAUAUGCUGUGUCAUACUUCACUGUACAGCUACAAGUCACAGUACUGUAAAAGAAAAAAUUAACUAAUAUCUAACAAUGCAAGGUUUAUUUAUUUAUUUAUUUAUUAACAUAUUUCAUUUAUGCACUAAAUGCUGGUGUAAAAUGCAGAAAUGGAGUUUUAUCAGCAAAGUGGAUUUUAAAAGAUUAUUUUUGAAGUUAUUUUGUGUCUGUAUAAUAAUGUUGAUUUCAUACUUAUAUUCAAAGGCUUUAUGUUAUUAACAGUGACUUUAUUCUUGUUUUAAUUUCUGAACAAUUGUAAAAGAGGAGAGCCCCAGGCAACGCGAUAUGUUGAACUUUUGAAUGCCGAAUGCUUCUUUUUUAAAAAUCUUGUGCGACACUUUUAAGUGGACCACUGUUAAGGCGACACAUUUCUUGAAUGUCAGCGUAGUGAAGCCAAGCCUCUUUGCCUCUUAAAGCUUGGGCUGAAUUUAAUGCCACAAUGUAAAGAGCCAAACCUCUCACUCGUUUCUGAUAUGCACUUUGCAGUUUGUUGCAAAAAAGAGAACGUGGCUGCACAUUAGUAGAUUAUGCAUGCGUAGACGUUAGUUUGUUUAGAUGAAGUGCUUAGACAGAGAGUCUGUUUGGAGCAUACUUGAAGAUUUACGUUUCCACUGAUCAUUUUGUUUCUGCAAAGACGGCUCUUCCAUGUUAGAUUUGUCUUGUUUAAGGACUGAAGUCUACUGCUAUAUGUGUGAUGAUUCAGAGAUUGUUUAGCACGCGGGAUGAUUUGCUCGAUCCAUGCUGUACUUUAACAGCAGUGACUUGCCUGGGAUGAGCUGCUGCAGCCUUUGUUUCCCCCCCACUGCACUACAGGUUCAAGUGCCGGGAAAUGAUCGAUGUGCCAAUAAUACGCACAUCUACCGCUCAUAUUCAACUGGUUAUUAUUUUUAAGAAUUUCAUGUCGGUACUUAUAGUUUAUUUAUUGCGUGUUGAUAGGAAACAAACACAGUGUUGUGUGUUUAGCAGUAACUUUGUGUGUUCAGACUUUAAAAAUAACAGUUGGUGCAACAUAUGAGAUCCUGGACUUAAGAACUACUUAAACUCAAAAGUGAAGCAGCCACACUGUUCUAAAAUGUCUCAAACUGAUGUGUCACUAUGUUUAGUUUUUUUUUUCCACCAUGCCAAAAAUGUUCUUUUUGCCUAAUUUCUCUUAUUUAGGAGUAGAACUUCUUCUUUGGUGAUGCGGGGAUUUUUUAUUUUACAUAGCAAUAAAAAGUUUAACAAUUUCUCGUCAAA